AUGGCUACGGAGCAUAACCCCGACCACGUCAUGACGGAGGGUCAGAUCCCUGUCGGUGACGAAAUCCUCGAUGACCUUGGGGAAGAAUUCCUCGAGGACCUUACCGACGGCGCUCUGCCCGUUCUUCACGACGAGGCCGCGCACUCCGCUCCUGUCGGUGCUCAACCGUCCCCGUCGGGUGAACCGGCGGCGAAAAAGCUGUGUGGCGAAGGGCAGUCCUCGGCCGCUGGCCCCUCUGGGGUCGCUUCCGCGUCAAUUUCGGCUCCCCCGCCGAUUCCCCGUGCGAGCUCCUCCGGUAGCUCCGAUGCCACGGCUCCCGCGUCUGGCCGCGCGCCUGCUCCUUCCGCGCCUCGUCCGGCGCCGGCUUCUCGCUCUCGGCCCGUGCAGCCGGAACCCGAACCCGAUCACGCCGCCGCUGGUUUGGCCACUGGUCUCGCUCCUAACGCUCGCUAUCGGAACCUGCGUCGCCACCGAACGUCGGUCGGGGCGGUCCUGCACACGCUGACGCAGAACACGCAGUCAAUGGUGGACGUGAUUUACCCCGAGUCUUCUGCCGAGGAGGUUCGUGCUGCGGUGCUUGCGCGCAUCUCGUCUCUCAUCAACGGUCAGGCUUUUAACGGUGUAAUUCCCUCGUACGAAUCAGCCGCUGGUGCAGCUCUGCGGCUUCCCCGCCGUACCUACUCUCGGCACUCCUUUUCCUGGCUCUCCGCUAAUGAUGCGAGAAUUUUCCGUUCCCUGUUUCCGGUUACUGUUCGUCUGGCUAAUAACCGUGCGAUGGAAGUGAAGGUGUUCUCUGAUCCUAACCUGGAGUUCACGAUGGCCAGAGCUAGGGGUGACACUCAUAUGGUCCUCCGCAACGUGCCGCUGGGGUACUCUCCUGAACGCCUGCGCAACACUCUUCUGGCUGGCGUGACCGACGCUGGGCAGCCUUGGCUUUCGGAUAUCCGCCUGUUUCACCGCCUCAAAGACCCGUAUGAUGACCCUGCGUACUCCCAGCUGCUCGGUCUGCCUGUGGCAGUAGAAGGCGACGUCGGUUUCGAUCGUAUCCCUGCGGUUCUGUGGCUUCCGGGCCAGGAGGAUCCGGUGCUCCUCAACAUCUCGUCCCACUCUUGCUCCGUGUGCUCCAGUAACCACCGCGUGUCUGACCACGCCUGCUUCGCCCUCACCCGCCGGGCUCGUCUUCCCAACCGUCACACCAUCUCGGUGUCUCAGCUGCAAUCUGUCAACGGACGGCUGAUUGGCCAGCAGCCUGCCCCCGCAGCUUUCAAGAAAGAUCCAGGUCUUCUCCUCAUCGGAGUGGACCUGGAUGUCGAGGCAUGUGAGGGCUCCCCUCCGUUCUAA
This is a messenger RNA of Closterium sp. Naga37s-1, 1341 nucleotides long. NCBI's taxonomy places the organism in Eukaryota, Viridiplantae, Streptophyta, Zygnematophyceae, Desmidiales, Closteriaceae. The record is from the annotation of a GenBank genome assembly.